Messenger RNA from Hippoglossus stenolepis (Pacific halibut), 5112 nucleotides. RefSeq names its product solute carrier family 37 member 1 (gene slc37a1). Gene Ontology annotation, molecular function: glucose 6-phosphate:phosphate antiporter activity. Gene Ontology annotation, cellular component: endoplasmic reticulum membrane. The record is from RefSeq and is a predicted model, not a curated record. The transcript is spliced from 21 exons. Lineage: Eukaryota; Metazoa; Chordata; Actinopteri; Pleuronectiformes; Pleuronectidae. Bases 783 to 2357 code for a protein of 524 amino acids. Gene Ontology annotation, biological process: phosphate ion transmembrane transport; glucose-6-phosphate transport.
UAGACAUACGCAUGCGCGAGUUCCAGACCCACUCAAGGAAGGAAAUUGAACAUCUAGCAUUUGUAUUAACAUAAUCUAGGCUGAAAAUUACAACACUAGUAGUGUGUGUGUGUGAGAGAGUGUGAUGGUACAUGUAAGAGAGUAUAGUAGUGUGUGUGUGUGUGUGUGUGUGUGUGUGUGUGAGAGAGAGAGUAUGAUGGUACAUGUGUAAUGGGGUUCAUUCUUAAUAAAAGCUUUAGUUAAAACAGGAUAAUUUUAGCAGUGUUACUUUCCCAGUUAUGUUUAUAUGUCAUUGUAGAUAUAAGAUCACAGCUCUAAUUUACCUGACAGAACGGCGAUGCCUAUAGGACGCGGGGAGUCGGCGAAGUUUAUUUAGGGACACCGUAGGAGCUCUCUCCCUCUUUCUCUCUCUCCACUGCUGGUCCUGUAAGGAAAUUUAGCGGGGGCGCAGCAGGUGUGGACGCCAAUUGUUUGUUGUGGAUGUUUUACAUAAAGCACAUACCGCCUGAACCGUGUAAACUGAUGACGUCAGACAAGCGCAGAGGAGCCGCACAGCUGUGUGAGUGGCUUUGUGGUGACGGUCGCUUGUUUUCACACAAGGAAGUGGAGGACGUGUCGCGCAGCUGAGAGCAGGAACUAACACGAAUCGUCGAGUUUUUCCGUUCGAGCAACUUCUUCUGGAAUGGAGAUUAAUGGAUGCAUAACCACCAUGUCAGCAUGUAACACAUCAAUCUCUUCAGCGUGAGCUCACAUAAGCCAAUUGUCAAAACGUCAGUCCAAAUAUGGCCCCUGUUCCUCCUGGGAUCCGCCUGUUGGUGUCCUUUGACAGGAACCAGUGGUACAGAGCCCUCACCUUUAUCCUCACCUUUCUGCUCUAUACCAGCUUCCACCUCUCCAGGAAACCCAUUAGCAUCAUCAAGAGUGAACUCCAUAAGAACUGCUCAUCUGUCAGUGAGAUGUCCACAGCUGCCUCCAGCAGCAGCCAGCAGGCCUCUCUGCCAUCUCUACACAACGACAUGGACUGUAGCUGGAAGCCUUUUGAUAAAAGCAACUACAAACAGCUGCUGGGAGCCAUGGACUACUCUUUCCUCUGUGCCUAUGCUGUUGGAAUGUACCUCAGUGGCAUCAUCGGAGAGCGUUUGCCCAUUCGACUUUACCUGACUGUGGGAAUGCUGGCCAGUGGCCUGUUCACCUGCCUGUUUGGACUGGGUUAUGUAUACAACAUCCACAGCCUGGGCUUCUAUGUUUCUAUCCAGGUGGCUAACGGAUUGGUCCAAACCACUGGCUGGCCUAGUGUGGUGACCUGCAUUGGCAACUGGUUUGGAAAGGGAAGGCGUGGACUUAUCAUGGGCUUGUGGAACUCCCACACCUCAGUGGGCAACAUCCUGGGCUCUCUGAUUGCUGGCUAUUGGGUCUCCUCCAACUGGGGCCUGUCGUUCAUUGUACCAGGGAUAAUUAUUGCAACCAUGGGUGUUGUCUGCUUCUUCUUUCUCAUUGAGCACCCAAAUGACCUAAAAAGCGUGUAUGCUCAAAAUUCUCCCCCUGGCAAGAGUCAGCUUGGAGUAAAUGGACACAGUGAGGUGUAUCGGCAACACAUGAACAACAAAUCCCAGAGCUACGACACAGAACUGCUGUUGCCCAGGGACAGAGUGUGUGUCCCUGUGCAACCAGUCGUAGUGGUUAAGAGCGAAUCAGAACCAUCUGCCAUCAGCUUCAUGGGAGCCCUACAAAUACCGGGGGUGAUCGAUUUCUCUCUGUGUCUGCUUUUUGCCAAACUGGUCAGUUACACCUUUCUCUUCUGGCUGCCGCUCUACAUCACGAAAGCAGCUCACCUGGAUGCCAAGGAGGCUGGAGAUCUCUCCACCUUGUUUGAUGUGGGAGGAAUUGUGGGGGGAAUCUUGGCGGGAGUCAUCUCUGAUAAACUGGGGAAGAGAGCCACCACUUGUGCAGUAAUGUUGUUGCUGGCAGCUCCCACUCUGUAUGGCUUCUCCAUGAUAAGUGAGUUUGGUCUGGGGCCAACCAUCGGCAUGCUGCUAGUGUGUGGAGGUCUAGUCAAUGGACCAUACGCCCUCAUCACAACUGCAGUAUCUGCUGAUUUGGGGACCCAUAAGAGCCUGAAAGGCAACGCCAGAGCACUGUCGACUGUCACUGCCAUCAUUGAUGGCACAGGAUCUGUAGGUGCAGCACUGGGCCCCCUGCUGGCUGGCCUAUUGUCUUCAGGGGGGUGGGAUCAGGUCUUCUACAUGCUGAUGACAGCUGACUUCCUUGCUCUGUUGCUUUUGCUACGGCUUGUGAAAAAGGAGCUUCACUCAACUAAAUCCCGUCCCAUUUCCAUUGUACAGUUGAAGGAGCAUUGAGCAACCAACAUGAAUGUAUGUGUACAUACAUUCACAAAACUGUGUGAACCUACAGAGGUUUGCUGUAAACAAGAGGGUCCUUGUGUCCACGAGGAAGAGCUGAAGCAGAAGUUCUGCCAGAUGAACCAGACAGAAAUGCACACUUAUUCAACUUCCUUGUCUUUUUUUUUUUUUUUUUUUACCUCUUUCUCUUUUGACCUGUUGCUAUGGUAGCCAAUAUGAACUUGAGCACACCAGUUGUUCAAUCUAAACAAAUGAUUGGCAGAUUCUGGAUGUAAAAGUAGCCUUACGUUCAAAUGUCUAUUAGAACUACAGAGAAACUAAAAGUGACAUUUAUUUUGGUAGCAGUCAUUUAUACAGCAAAUUCCAUUACUUUAUUCUAAUAAAUCCUACUAUACUUAUUGACAGACGCUUCCUAUUCUUGUACUUAUGAGUCCCCCAAGCCCUGACCUAAUUAUAACAUCUGUAACUAACCAGUCUAUUUCAUAUCAAAGCUAUUAUUUCCAAGGGACCAUAUAUCACCUAAACACAGCCUCACAGUGGCAUCUACCGCAGGGUCAGAUCAGCCACAUAUCUGAUUUUUGAAGAACUCAAACAGGUCUGGUGUUGUCACUGACACCUUGAAAUAUAAGGCAAGCAAAACAGAACUGGCAAGGGGGUUGCGAAUGAGCUUCAGUUGAGAUUCAGUUUGGUUUUCCACACCCCAAAAAAUGGUAACAGAAAAAUAUCCACAAAUUGGCAUGACUGCAGGUUGUUAUACUACUAAGAACAAAAAGCAACUUAAAAAAUAAUGUAUCUCUUCAGUUGUUAUUUAUUCAUCAUUUUAACUCCUAUAGCCUCUUCCGUGCUGCUAAACUUUAGUGGGACAGAUGCACUCUCACUAGUGAUUAAUUGGAUAAUGAAGACAAACUAAAAUGCCAUGUUGUGAUACACCUGCUUGAAUUUUUGGGGAAACCCUGCAGCUUAACUCCUGUAAUUAGCUGCUACAGACCAAGAGCCAUCUACAAAGAUAGUUUCUGUUAUAUCAGUGAGGUGCGACAGUGACACCAAAUGAAACCGUGACUAAUUGGAAGACUAAAAAGUUAGCCACCUUACCUCUAGGCUAACUAAGGAAUACAUCUUGUGUUUCCAGGGUAACCGUUAGUGACACCUGUUGACUAGUGGUGCCAGUAAAUGAUAACAAUGCUCAUGAUCACAGGUUUGUUUACAGUGUUUUGGAGCAAGUGGUGAGAUUGGAAGUGCAGUAACAUGUUGGAAAUAUACAACAGUAAAGUAAACUGUCCUGAGCCUGGAAGAUGGGUCCUGCCACAGCAAGACUGAACUGCACUAAGAUUUGAUGCUACUUGAAGUUUUUUUGUUUUUGUAUUGUCCUUGUAACUUUUGAAUUCUUCCAGAAGGUAAAUGUUUUCUGCGGAUUGAACUUUGUAAGGUUGGUGUGUUGGUCACUCUUGUUUUCUUAUGAAUUUAGAUAAAUGUCUGAAAAGUAACUGUUGGUUUGAUCUUAUUUAAGUAUCUUUUGUCACAAUGUGACCCAGAACCCCUGUGGACUAUUGCAGCCCAUUUGUUCCCGAUAUUAUUUGUAAAAGUUGUCAGAUAUGGUCUGUCAAAAUCAUGCCCAGCCAAGUCCAGCCAAAGUGAAAAUUAUAAUUUUUUUCAGUCCCUAUCACAAAAGAAAUACAAUAGCCCUUAAAGGGUCAGUCCACCCAAAUUGUGAACAUUUUAUAUAUAGUUGUAUAUAUCCAUUCAGGUAGAUUUAGUUUUAUUUGUCCCGGUUUUGAGAUCUAUCUGAAAGCUCUGUCUCUCUGCUACUACAAGUGAGGUGAAUGUAAAUCAUUUCCAUUGCACAAGGAUGACAAAUAACCAAAAAGACAGUUAAAUAGAAAAAUUGUAAGUCCUCAACUUACACAAAUACUCUCUGUGGACAAAUAUGGUUGUCAGGGUGGAGUACCUGUGUGAUGCUCUAUGAGGGCACAUAGUCUUGCUUAAGUCACCUUGUCUUACUUAACCAAAGAUUUUAUGGGAUCAAGUUGUAAUUUAUUCUAGAAACUACUUUAAACAGUCAUUUAACUUAUUUCUGUCAGUUUUGUGGAUUCAAUAUUUUUCCCCCAUUAUUUGUUCUGAACUUAAGGCACCAAAGUUGUAUUUUUACAACUACAUUGUGCUGGUGAGGGGAUCUGAAAUACUAUGAAUGAAAGUUAUCAAAUCUUGUGGAUAUAUUUUGCAGUGUAGAUAAGUAAGGUUAUUAUUUGAAAUACUUCCUCAUAGUUACUGAAUUUAAUUUCAGACUAUGAAAUAGGACUAUCAGUGAAGUUGGCACCUCUUAUUAAAACCUCAUUAAAAAAGUGGUAGCACUGUGGAAAAAAGAAAACAUUUUGAAAAUAGUUAUUGUCUCUUAGUUUUACCAUUUGUUAAUAUAACUACAUUCUGGUGAUUUAUUGUUUGUUUAUUGUAUUAUAAUAAAAUCCACAAAAUACAAACUUGUCAAUGUUAUAUACAUUUAUAUCUUAAACUCUGGGAUCAUUUUGUUUUGUGGCAGUAGUAUUGAGAUUAUUAUGCCUUCCUGAAAAAAACACAUGCUGUGUAUAUUUAUUAUGUCUCUGGUUGGCCUAGGACGUGUGCCUUGUUUGUUGUUAAUCUUUUUGCUAGACAGUUGAUUUUGUAAACAAAAUUGUCAUCACUCUUAAUGAUCUUGGUUUGGGGUGCGUUGAUUUCCAAAGCAUUCUGGGAAACAAAAUAAAGCGUUUUUUUCACUUAA